Messenger RNA from Brassica oleracea var. oleracea, 1954 nucleotides. Its product is annotated as importin subunit alpha-4. Gene Ontology annotation, biological process: NLS-bearing protein import into nucleus. The coding region runs from base 35 to 1657 and encodes 540 amino acids. Gene Ontology annotation, molecular function: nuclear import signal receptor activity; protein binding. The transcript is spliced from 10 exons. NCBI's taxonomy places the organism in Eukaryota, Viridiplantae, Streptophyta, Magnoliopsida, Brassicales, Brassicaceae. The record is from RefSeq and is a predicted model, not a curated record. Gene Ontology annotation, cellular component: nucleus; cytoplasm.
AGACACGAAGUGGUUUCAAGAAGAGUGAGGGAAGAUGUCGCUUAGGCCGAGCACACGCGCGGAGCUGAGGAAGAAGAUAUACAAGACAGGUGUCGAUGCCGAUGAGGCGAGGCGUAGGAGAGAGGACAACCUCGUCGAGAUUCGAAAAAACAAGCGUGAGGACAGUCUCCUCAAGAAGCGCCGCGAAGGCAUGAUGCUCCAGCAGCAGCAGCAGCCUCUUGGAGCUGGUCUCGAUGCCCUCCAGAGCGCUGCCGCCGUUGAGAAACGAUUGGAAGGUAUACCAAUGAUGGUACAAGGUGUUUAUUCUGAGGAUCCUCAAGCUCAGCUAGAAGCUACUACUCAGUUUAGAAAGUUGUUAUCUAUAGAGCGCAGUCCUCCAAUUGAUGAGGUGAUCAAAGCGGGUGUUAUCCCUCGUUUUGUUGAGUUUCUUCGAAGGCAAGACCAUCCACAACUCCAGUUUGAGGCUGCAUGGGCUUUGACCAACGUUGCGUCAGGAACAUCAGAUCAUACUCGGGUUGUGAUUGAACAUGGGGCGGUGCCUAUCUUCGUUGAGCUUCUCAGCUCUGCUAGUGAUGACGUUCGAGAGCAGGCCGUGUGGGCUUUAGGGAAUGUUGCUGGAGACUCGCCAAACUGCAGGAACCUUGUUCUCAGCUGUGGUGCUCUUGCACCCUUGCUGUCUCAGUUAAACGAAAAUUCAAAGUUAUCCAUGCUAAGGAAUGCUACAUGGACCUUGUCCAACUUUUGUCGUGGGAAACCACCAACACCAUUUGAAGAGGUGAAGCCUGCCCUGCCAGUUCUUCGGCAGCUUAUUUAUCUGAAUGAUGAAGAAGUUCUCACUGAUGCCUGCUGGGCUCUCUCCUACCUUUCAGAUGGCCCCAAUGAUAAGAUUCAGGCUGUGAUCCAGGCAGGUGUCUGUCCACGACUUGUGGAGCUUCUGAGUCAUCCAUCACCUACGGUUCUCAUUCCUGCCCUCCGAACCGUUGGGAACAUCGUAACCGGUGAUGACUCUCAGACACAGUUUAUAAUUGAUAGUGGUGUACUUCCCCACCUUUAUAAUUUGCUUACGCAAAAUCACAAGAAAAGUAUCAAAAAGGAAGCUUGUUGGACAAUAUCGAAUAUCACUGCUGGGAAUAAAGUUCAGAUAGAGGCUGUGGUUGGCGCUGGUAUUGUCCUCCCUCUUGUGCAUUUGCUCCAAAACGCGGAGUUCGAUAUAAAGAAGGAAGCUGCGUGGGCUAUUUCAAAUGCUACCUCAGGAGGGUCUCAUGAGCAGAUUCAGUAUUUGGUAGCACAAGGCUGCAUCAAGCCUCUUUGUGAUCUUCUAAUUUGCCCUGAUCCGAGGAUCGUGACAGUGUGCUUAGAAGGGCUUGAAAACAUUCUCAAGAUUGGUGAGGCUGACAAGGAGAUGGGGUUAAACGGUGGAGUAAAUCUCUAUGCUCAGAUAAUUGAAGAAUCUGAUGGGUUGGACAAAAUUGAAAACCUUCAGUCCCAUGAUAACAAUGAGAUAUAUGAGAAGGCUGUUAAGAUCUUGGAGAGAUAUUGGGCUGAAGAAGAGGAUGAGCAGAUUCUGCCAGACGGUGUGAAUGAAAAUCCACAACAGGGCUUCAGUUUUGGGAAUAACCAGACCGCUGCUCCCCCUGGUGGAUUUAAAUUUGGUUGAAAAAAGGUAUAGAACAUUGAAAUACUUUGGUUUGAGGGACAAUGAGAUUCAUCUUUUGGAACUGUGAUUGGGGUUCAAGUUUGGGUUUUUGAGUACUGGUGCAAAAAGGCUCUUAUACUUCUUUUGUUUGUUGUCAUUUGUUUGAAUCAUUCUCUGCUUCUGUAUCUUCAUUUCUUAAAACUCUGGGAUGAAUCAUGUCUAGUGUGGUGUACUGGUUUAGGAUUUGAUUCACACUUUGUAUUUGUCACUUUUAUCUUUGUUGUGACAGUUUAUUUUUUCAAAUUUUUUUACUUGUCA